CCUCCAUGGACUUUUUAAAUAGGAUUCUGACCCUUAGAGUGGGAAGAGCUGGUGGGAAAAGUUACCCCCGUUGUAAGCAGCGACUUUCUGGGGACUCCCUGACCACAGCUGGCCCUCAGCAGACUACUACCUCCAAAGAUGAUCACCGCGGUCUGGUUGGCUCCGCACUGGAGGUUUUCUGUGGUCAUCAGAGGCCAGUGCUCACAAAAGCUCUCUUCUCUGAGGAGUCCUAACUUGUGUUUUCUGGCUGUGGGAUUUCAUCCUCUUUAUCUUAAAGUGGACGAUAUUUGUUGUCCCGAUAAAUGCUGACGGAGUCUGAGUCCCUGCUCCUCAUUUGCUGUGGACAGUGUGGCCUGUGAAGGGACAGAUGUGGCCUGGGCUGUACGACCUCAGCAGAGAGAACUUAGGAUUUCUAGUUACUAAGCUAGCGAAUUCUGUUGUUGUUGUUGUUGUUGUUGUUGUUUUUUAAAAAGACAAGUUGCGUGGAUUUUUUUCCCAACUAAGGUACAGGGUUUUUUUUUCCCUCUAAAUGCAGACAAUUAUUUUCACUCUCAGCCACUUAUUUGGAUAUGUUGAAUUGAUUUUUUUUUCUUUUUAAUAAUAAUGACACAUGGGAUGGGAAGGUUAUGUAAAUUAGUAGUGUCUGUUCUUAUCAGGUUUUUUGUAGCCAUUAAAAACAUCUCAUUUUGGAAGACCUUUAGUACCAGCACUGGGAAGCAAGGGGCGGGUGGAUCCCUGUGUGCUCAAGGCCAGCCAGGGUUACAUAGUGAGACCCUGUCUCCAAAAACAAAGCAAAACAAAACAGGAAUCCCAUUUUGGAAGACAGUACAAGAACAUUCUAAAGAUGGCUGCCGAGUGCUGAAGCACUUGCCAAGCAGUUUCUGUUCUAGUUGGGGUGUGUGUGUGUGUGUGUGUGUGUGUGUGUGUGUGUGUGUGCACGCGCGCGCGUGGGUGACUCAGGAUGGACCCAGGAUCUGAUCAUUCCAGCAGAUGCCCUGCUAGUGAAUUAUGCAUUAAUCACAUCCACCUUUAUCUUACCCCUGUUCUUGGCUUCCUUGAAUGGAUGCAUAUAGGUGCUUUCCUGAGUGGCUAGCAGGCUUCAGCUCUGUGAGCCUGUCUCUUCCCCAGCCUCUGACUCACCAAGGCAACAGGAGCAAAUCCUUGGAACAAAAAGUUCUGCUUCACCAUCUAGACGGGCGGAGGUGACCAGGGAAGCAGGCUCCCUGUGCUUGCCUGUGUGUGUGUUCUCCCUCUCAGGCCUUCCUGUUUUGCAUUGAGCUGAGCUGGGACGGAGCCUCCACAGGAUCUACUGUCAGAGCUUCCUGGUGUCCUUUGAUGGACCGUGGCAACUGAACCUGAGCCGGCCAAUUGAGGAGCAGGGCCCCCUGGAUGUCAUCAUCCACAAGCUGACCGAUGUCAUCCUCGAGGCUGACCAGAAUGACAGCCAGUCCCUGGAAUUGGUGCACAGGUUCCAAGAGUACAUCGAUGCUCACCCUGAGACCAUCGUCCUGGACCCCCUUCCCGCCAUCAGGACCCUGUUAGACCGCUCCAAGUCCUACGAGCUCAUCCGCAAGAUCGAGGCCUAUAUGAAAGAUGACAGGAUCUGCUCGCCACCCUUCAUGGAGCUCACGAGCCUGUGUGGGGAUGACACCAUGAGGCUGCUGGAGCAGAACGGCCUGGCCUUCCCCUUCAUUUGCAAAACCAGAGUGGCUCAUGGCACCAACUCUCAUGAGAUGGCCAUUGUGUUUAACCAAGAGGGCCUGAGUGCCAUCCAACCUCCCUGUGUGGUCCAGAACUUCAUCAACCACAAUGCUGUGCUGUACAAGGUGUUUGUGGUGGGCGAGUCCUACACAGUGGUCCAGAGACCCUCACUCAAGAACUUCUCCGCGGGCACCUCAGGCUCCUCCCCAGGACCAUCUCUCAUGCCCCCUGUCUGGACUGGCUCUGGUCGGAGCAGCGGGAGGACUGUCGGGCACACCGGGGUGGCCAGGGGCCUCUGUGCCCCGCUAGCGGGAAGGAUGCCAGAUCGUGAAUCCAUCUUCUUCAACAGCCACAAUGUGUCAAAGCCGGAGUCUUCCUCAGUCCUCACUGAGCUGGACAAGAUUGAGGGCGUAUUCGAACGGCCAAGUGACGAGGUUAUCCGGGAGCUGUCCCGGGCUCUGCGGCAGGCGCUGGGAGUGUCACUGUUUGGAAUCGACAUCAUCAUUAACAACCAGACGGGUCAGCACGCAGUCAUAGAUGUCAAUGCCUUCCCAGGCUAUGAGGGAGUGAGUGAGUUCUUUACCGACCUCCUGAACCACAUUGCCACAGUACUGCAAGGCCAGAGCACAGGAGGAGCUGCCACAGAGGAAGUGGCCCCACUAAGGCACAACAGGCUCCUGGCAGAACCGGCAGGCAGCCUGGCUGGUGAGCGGACGUGCAGUGCCAGCCCUGGCUGCUGCAGCAGCAUGAAGGGCCAGGACACACCCUGGAAGACUGAGGCCGAAGCGGGCAACAUGGGCGCUGGUGGUGGUGGUUCCGCCAAGCUGCCGCACCAGAGACUUGGCUGCACCACCGGCGUGUCACCCAGCUUCCAGCAGCACUGUGUGGCCUCUCUGGCCACCAAGGCCUCCUCACAGUAGCCACAGAGCCCAGGACCCAGAGGGGCGGAGCAGAGCGUGGAGCACACCCACUGGGCCAGCAGCUCCAAAUGGGAACACUACUAAGAAUCCCUGGUGAUCUGACGCUUCUCUGUUUUAAUUUUUUACCUGAUUUUCUGAUGUUAGGAUCGGAAUGAGGGGGGAGACAGAGCAGAAACACCAAGUGGUCCAGCCUGGAGGAUGCCGCCUAAACUCCUGCUGUGCAGAUCUCCUCACUGAGUUUACACACGCUUGUGUUCUCAACACUAGGUCUGAAUGCGAGGUGGGGUGUGCACGUGCGUGUGUGCGUGUGUGUGUGUGUGUGUGUGUGUGUGUGUGUGUGUGUGUGUGUGUGUGUGUGUGUGGUCGUCAUGCAAGUGUGAGUGUCCGUGUCUGUCUGUCUUCAUGGCUGUUGUGGGCCAGGCUCUGGGCGCUCUGGAAGGAAGCCCCUAUCUGGCCAGGCUGUUGCAGCUGAGCAGGCGAAGGACGAACGGUUUUCCCAGAUCCCCUCCUCUUCACACCUGCCCACACCCAGACCUCACCCUUUCUCUUUUCCCAGACGUGCUCUCCUCCAAAGCUAAAACCCUUGCCCCUGUGCAGCUGACCCUUGCUUUCCAAAGCCGGGGAAGCAGUGGUCCCGCCCUCGGGAGCUCUGCAUGGGGGAUCUGAGUUGUAGGAAGGGAAAAGAAGCUUCCUGUGGGUGUAGCCAAGUUGCUCGUCUUCACUGGCUCACAGAAUCCACCAGGCCACUAUCCUCUCUACCCUGACCCCACUGCUCACUGAGAUCCAGGAAGGAGGCCAUCUGGCUAGGAGGCCAGGAGUCUGCCGAGACCCAGGAUUUACUCUGGGACUUUGAACCGAUCAUUCCAUGAGUCUUUAGGCUUCCACCACCUCAUCUCUUCAGGGUGGUUCCCGAAACAGAACUGAAGGCCUGACCUAGUGUUCUUGCCCACGAGGAUACCUGCUUCCUCAUGUUCUCAUCCAGGUCCCUCUUUUCAGGUGAGAGAAAACCACCCACGGGACUGCCCCUGUUCACACGUGCCAGCCGCUCCUGGUACAGCAAGGCUCAGCGCAGCCCUGCUGUGUUCACAGCAAGUCCCUUGCACUGAGCGCUAGGCAAGCCUCCAAGGGAGUUGUCCCCUCCUUCAGGCUCACUCUGUCCCCACAGCAGCUGGCAGAGCACCCACUGGCACCAAAGCCCACAGGAAAGGGCACCUGUGGAGCCCCAAAUAAGUAGCCCAGGAGCCCCCAAAGGUGAACUUGUGUCUUAAGAUAUCAGCCCACUGUGCAAAGAGAAUGAGGCCUUUGGAUUGUCCUUGGGUCUAAUAAGAUGGUGUACACUAGAGGAAGCAGCAGCAGCCCUGGGAAGGCCACUCAGGGCCGUGCUGGGGCAGCCUUUGGGCAAAGAGAAGCUGAUUAGCUUUCUUGGAAGCAGAACCCCAGGACUAACCGCGUUUACAGGAUCUGAGUGUUGAACUGAUGAUAUCUGUACGUCACCUUCCCAGGCCUGACCCUGAAUUCAGGGGGUGGGAAGUGUGGCCGCCUCUUGCACUGCUUUGUCUCCGGAAUAAACUACUGAGCUCAAACUGCA
Molecule: messenger RNA, 4209 nt
Organism: Rattus norvegicus (Norway rat)
Lineage: Eukaryota; Metazoa; Chordata; Mammalia; Rodentia; Muridae
Source: RefSeq, a predicted model, not a curated record